Molecule: messenger RNA, 1497 nt
Organism: Mucor velutinosus
Lineage: Eukaryota; Fungi; Mucoromycota; Mucoromycetes; Mucorales; Mucoraceae
Exons: 2
Coding region: 1-1497 (498 amino acids)
Biological process (GO): xenobiotic detoxification by transmembrane export across the plasma membrane
Cellular component (GO): membrane
Molecular function (GO): xenobiotic transmembrane transporter activity; antiporter activity
Source: RefSeq, a predicted model, not a curated record
AUGUCAACCGUAUCCGAAUCAACACUCUUGUUGAGUAAAAGACAAGAUCAGAAUAAGGGCUAUCGACAUGAGUUGAAAUGGUUACUCAAGAAUGCAAUGCCUCUAGUGAUCAGUUACUUGCUGCAGAAUAGUUUGCAAAGUGUCAGUAUCAUUACUGCUGGCCAUUUGGGCGCAAAUGAAUUGGCUUCUGCUACAUUGGGCAGCAUGUUUGUCACCAUCACUGGUUUAUCUGUAGCCACAGGUGCUACGCUCUCACUCGAUACCCUCUGCUCUCAAUCCUUCACUAGCUCGGACAACAAGACCAUUGUCGGUCUCCAUGUGCAACGCUGCCUUGCGUUCAUGUCGUUGUUAUAUAUUCCCAUUAUAGGCAUCUGGUGGCAUGCGGAAUACAUCUUUUUACUCUUACGUCAAGAUCCCGUUGUGGCACAACUCGCUGGUCAUUAUGUACGUUGGAUGAUCUUGGCUGCUCCUGCUUUUGCCUUGUUUGAAGCGCUCAAGAAAAUGCUACAAGCACAAGGCAUUUUUCGUGCUCCUACCAUGGUGUUGAUGUUGGCUACUCCAAUCAACCUGCUCCUGAAUUAUGCCUUGGUCUGGAUUCCGGCUACUUCAUUUGGAUUCAGUGGUGCUCCCAUGGCAAGUUGUCUGUCGUAUUGGCUGAUCGUCUUGUUGAUGGCUCUCUACAUUUACUGGGUGGAUGGCUAUCAAGCAUGGCCUGCUUGGUCUACAUCGGCUGCUUUCAAUAUGCGUCAUUGGGGUCCUAUGGUCAAACUCGCUGUCCCUGGUAUCCUGUUGAUCUGUACCGAGACAUGGGCCUAUGAAAUUGUUGCUUUAGGGGCAAGCUGGAUUGAUACCCCCAACUUGGGCGCUAUGAGCAUCAUUUUAACUUCGAUUACUGCCUUGUAUACAUUGGCUUUUGGCGUCGGUAUUGCUUCCGCCAACCGUGUUGGUAACUUGCUGGGUGCUCAGCGUCCUAAACAAGCUCGUAUCGCUGUUCGCACUACAUUAUGCGUGGCUACGGGUGUCGCCGCCCUAAACAGUGUGGCAUUGCUUGUGUUCCGUAAACAAUGGGCUUAUAUCUUUACCAGUGAUGCUGAAGUCGCUCAACUUGUCAGCAAUGUCUUGCCCUUGGUGGCUCUCUUUGUGUUUGCUGACAAUAUUGCUGGUAUCGCUGAUGGUGCUUUGAAUGGUAUGGGUCGUCAACAUGUAGGCGCUUGGUGCAACUUGGCCUCUUAUUAUCUGUUUGCUAUACCUAUUGGGUUCUAUCUGUGCUUCAGCAAAGGCUGGAAGCUAUCUGGUCUAUGGGCUGCCUUAGCUGGCUCUUUGAUUGUUGCUUGUUUUAUCACCGUUGUCGUCUUGUUGUCUUCCAAUUGGCAAAAAGAAGCAUUGAAAGCUGAAGAAAGAUCAAAGGAAGAAGAGAACAACACCAGUAGCAGUAGCAGCAGUAGCAGCAGUAGUAGCAGCGCUGGUGUGAUCUGUCAAAGCCCCCUUCCCAUUUAA